This is a messenger RNA of Strigops habroptila (Kakapo), 7108 nucleotides long. It is a transcript of the gene C16H1orf159, whose product is annotated as chromosome 16 C1orf159 homolog. The transcript has 10 exons. Lineage: Eukaryota; Metazoa; Chordata; Aves; Psittaciformes; Psittacidae. The record is from RefSeq and is a predicted model, not a curated record. Bases 4380 to 5036 code for a protein of 218 amino acids.
CUACAACUCCCAGGUCGCCGCGGGAAGGAGCGGGCAGGGCGCCGCCUGAGGGCGGGGGGUACGAACGGGAACCUGCCGCCGGUGCUGGCGGAGGUUGUUUCCUCAGGUUUAUUGUGAAACAGUUGCAGCGUCAAUGAGAAAUUAGCAGUAAACCACAUACCGCACGUGUUGGGUGUUAUCUGGGGAAGAUGCAGUGUUCUGGUGCAUGCCUCUGAAGGAGCUGGUGAGUGAGAGUUCAGGCCUUUACGAGUCAGUUGCUUGUGAGGCUGCAUUUUGACUUUCUUGGUAUUGCUGUUUCAUCGUGACUAGUUCAAGGUCACAUCAGAAUUAAGGAGCCUUUGGCAGUGGAAUGAGUGUGAUAUAGUUUCAGUCUCUGAUCGGCUGAGUGAAUUAUAAAACCACCUGAAAUUUAGGCAAUGCUGCUUUUUCUAUAUACCUGAAAAAAUUACCUUGCUCAAACAAUCCUCCAGCAGCACUUUAAGCAAGAAAGACACUGAUAAUACAACAGAAAUAAUAGAUACACAGCUCUAGUAUGGAAAAUGUAGGUAGAAAGUUGAAUUAAAGCUCACUUGCUUCCAGGAGUGGGAGGAAAAUGCCUUCUAGCGUUUAGUGUUCAUGAAUUGAGUUCUUUUUUAAAAGCAAUGGGAGGAAGAAUUCCCUUAGUGAAUCUUGAUGUGUUUAGCUUGUGUGUGUGGUGGCACUUGAGAUCCAAGUUGACAGUGAUUUGAAAUUUGUUUCAAAUGUGGAACUCUGGUGUGAAAUACUCGUUUUAAUUAAAAAGUCAGUGUUCCCAAAACUGUGUUGGCAUCUCAAGCAUAAAUACUUUCUAAUCUGGGCUCCCGUUUGUGCAUGCCGUUAUCUUUUUUCCCCAGAAUCCAAAGAGAAGACACUGCCAAACACGAAACGUAUUCUAGGGGCUCAUAAAUUGUUUUGCUGUGGGUGUCUGAUCCUGAUCACGUUCACGUGGUUAAUUUAAAAACUAAAGCUUCAGCUACCUCAUUCAGAAACAUGCUUCGUAUUUGUGUGUCCUGAAUGUCUUGGAGGCUUUAGGGCUUUUGUCUUUCUGAAGUUAAAAUUAUGGCCUAAAAUAUCAUUCAGGUUGGCAAUAGAAGAGUUAUGAUUGACUUGUGGCUGGAAAGCAGUAAAAUGGGUUAUGUUAAUUCCAUGGGUUUAGGGAGACUCAUUAACAGUACAGAUCCCUACUUGCGGUUGCUGUCUUGGAAGUUCUGCUCUUGAUUUAAGCUCUUUCCAACCUUGCUGAGGUGCGGCACAACCAGACUUUAGGAACACUAUAUGUGUUUUUCAUAUGAUUACAUAUAAAGAAUAUAGAUACCUAAGCCUGUCUGAUAUCUUUCAUGGGCAUUACCCUAAAAAAAAAGUAGAAAUCUAGUGUUACCUUCAUGGCUUGAAUUUCUGCCUCAUACAGACAGAUGUUAUUUAUAUAUUAUUAUAUAUUAUGUUAAUAUUCUAUAUUAUGUUAAUAGGCUUCUAAUUUUUACUGGCAGAGAGAAAAUCCAGCAGGAUGUGAAGAAGUGGUUCUGGGACCUGCAGUGAAAUGUAAAUUGAGUGAAAACAUAACAUACACCUCCUAUGUUUGGAAGCUUUAAAGCAGCUUGCUCAUCUCUGCUUUCAUUUUCCCGUGGUUAAAAUUGGUUCAAACAGAAUAGCAACCAAACAACAACAUAUGUACAUAUAUAUGUAUGCGUGUAUAUAUAUAUAUAAGCUUAGAUAUAUACAGAGAUAUAUUUAUAUAUAUAAGCUUAGAUAUUGUCUUUCACAGAAAUAAAAGAUAUUGGCUGAUGAAUUGAGGGCAGAUAGAUCUUGUGUCCUAUUUCUACUUGGAACAGCUGCAGGGCACAUGUUCUAGUUUGUUAGAAUCACUAGUGGCUGUGAGCAAAUAUCUGCCCAUAAAUGCAGCAGUAUUGUUGAUUAGUAUCUUGAUUUAUUUCAGGAAUAGAAAUAAAACCAUUAUUGAGCUUUUGCUGUACAGCUAUUUGCAUUCACAAAGAGGAGGUUGGGGCGCUUAGAAGUGGCUAGUUUUACAAAUGUUUUCUUGUUUAGUAUGAGUUGUUCCUGCAAAUAAGUAUUUUUCUAGGUAACAAGAAUAUACUUGUUUGAACAAAUUCCUUUUUCAUCUGCCUUUUCUGAGUAUUUACAGCUAUUAUAAUAAUCAAGUAUUGACAAAAAUCUCUGCCUAGCAUCCAAAACAAUGAAGAAUGUAUCAGCAAAUGCCUUUACAAACUCUCUUUUCCCCAGAGGAAGCCUUUCUCAGCCAAGCAGCAGUAUCUCAUUUCUGAAGAUAGAUUGUAGAAAACUGAUAGGUAAUAAGGUAAACUCUAUAUAUUUGUUUAAAAUACAUCCAUUGUUUAACAUUAAACUCCACUGGACUGCCUUGAAGAACCCUAAAGUUGUGCUACUCAAUUUGCACUGCCAUAGAAAGGUGUGAAAACCCCUGCUUUUAACAGGUUAAAUGUGCAAAUUAAUUUAUACUCAAUGUAAUCUAAACCAGAAUUAUUCAUAGCAUUUAUGUAAGUACUCUUAGACACAAGUGGAAAGCUCUCUGGCAAACUAGAUAAGUGCAAUGCCUGCUUCAGCAAUCAUUUAGUGAGUCGUAAGUAGUUUCUGUUGAGCUCAAAUGUACUCCAGAAGGAACUGUUACCAUCGAAGUUCUCAGCUGGGUGUUCUUGGCUUUUGGGUGUAGGAGCUGCAUUCUAGAAAGGUCGUCUCGUUUUAUCUUCUGAGAUGACUUCACCCUUCUGUUAAAGGAGGUGUUUACAUUUGAGGUAUCUUGUCAUCUCAGGUAUUGUUGAAAAAUAACAUCAAAGACUUUUAGUCAGCAAUUUAUAAGCUUAGCUGUAGAUUACAAAUGUAUCUUUCCAUAUGUGUAAGAUUCCCAAAGCUAAACAUUCUCAGUGCCAUCACUUACCAGCAGUUGUAUAAACUGCCAUUAUCCAUCUUAAUUUUCAGCCAGGAUGUGGUGGUAGCGCCAUUCCUGAAGGUAACCAGUUCUUAAUAUCUCACUCUGGAGAAUCUAUGUGUGCACAAAGGCUCCUUGCUACUUACAUUCCUUGGUUCCUAUAAUCUACCUUUCCAACAGCACAGCUGAUGAGGUGCUGUCUCAACCUUUAUCAGGUAGCAUUGCACACACAGUGCGCUUACACUGACUGUCUGCUUUUCAUUUUACUAUAGGUGUCAUUUGAUUUCCAUGUAUGUAAAUGUGAACUGAUGAAAUAACGGUUGCUGACAGGCUUGACAUCCAUUGUUAUGUCUAGCUUGGAAGGUAUCAUGACAGUGCAAACCUUUCUUCCUCUGGCCCCAAUCUUCACUAACUGUCAAAAUUAGUUGUAGCACUAAGGCUGGAGUUUGCUUUCCAAGAUCUUCAGUUCUUGAUCUUUCAGCUGAUGGUGGAAGAUGAUAUCAAGUUUUCCCAUCAAGCUGAACUAAUCCUAUUUUGCAGUGGGGGCAACAGCCUGUGUGUAAGUGAUUUAAAAAACUGAAAGGAAAUUAAUCAUAGGAAAUGCUCAAUGAUUUUCUUCCUCAGAAAAACAACUUGCCAAAGGUCAUGAUACGUGUUUUGCCGUCAUUUAAAACUCAAACUGGAUUCUUAGUUAACAAAAAUAGUAACAGGUCUCAGUUUGUGAAAUGAGUCACCAAAGGAGUUUUCCCCUCCUUUCUUUCAGACACUUGCCUCUUAUUAAGCUCUGGUUAGAAGGCUUUGUCUAUCCCUAUGUUUUAUUUAUCAUAUGAAAGACUAAGUUUUCCUAAAGCUACCAGGCUGCAGGUACUGUAGUUCUGAGAACUGGAUGUGGCUUCCAGCAUUACAUUGACUAGACAAUAGGCAAAUAUUAUAAUAUUGACAUAGGGAGUGUCUGAAUGAUAAUGCUUUUUAGUUUAUCCAAACAAUUCAAUUAAAGACAUGUGGACUUCCUUUAGGUAAUGUGUGGAGUUACAUGGCAAAAGUGGAGGGCAGAAAAGAGCACGGCUGUCUGAUAUUCUGUUCCACAUUGAGAAGGGCUGUUCUCAGGCACUUGAGAAAUCCUGCUUAUUAACAGACUUCAUUAAUGCUUCAUGACUAUGCUGUCAUGGGCAAAAAUGAUCACAGUACUGCCUUUUCAAAGUGGUGUGUGCUCUCUGUCCUGCUACAAAUCCAUCACAGUUGACUGCUGCAGAGAGGAGCCUGUAGCUGUGGGGAGGCUUAUCAGCAGCGGUGCCAGGCGGUAACUGUUCUGUUGCAAUCACAUUGAUUUUUAGAGCCUGGGUGUGGAGUAGUCUCUGCAUGGCCCAGUUUGGAGCAGACUGAUAAGGCUCCUUGUUCCUUAGCAACCACAGUCUGCCAUAGCCAGAAACCUGCCCCUCUGCAGCUGGAGGGAAAAUUCUGAAUGCCUCAAAUGUGUGUCUUGAACCUAAGGUCGGUGUCUUUCCUGGGCAUGGAGGUGCCAUAUGUCCUUCUCUUAACUAGACUUGUAGCAGAAGUUGCCAGCAAAUCUACUGAAAGUUCGGUUUCAGAAACAGAAUGCUGUGUGGAUAUGUUGGAUUCCAACAGUUCCUGUCCAGUAACCAACCAGUGCAGUCCAGGUUGUUACAGACGAUGGAAUGAGGAUGGUAGUAGCAGCUGCAUUAAAUGCAAAAAUGAAACCCUUCCUGUUUCAUCUGUUUACAAUCUGACUGAAUGCAGAAAUAUUGGGAUCAGAGGAAUGAAUUUCCAAAUGAAUAUAAGCACGGUGACUCCUUUCAUCCAGAACAUAGGGGGCCCAGAAGUGGCAGCCUCUCUCAUCUUAGGGACGUUUUUCAUCAGUGUAUUCCUGAUUCUGUCUGUUGCUUCUUUCUUCUACCUCAAGCGUGCCAAUAAACUUCCUAAUGUUUUCUACAGAAGAAAUAAAGCAUCUGUUCUCCAGCCUAGUGAAACAGCAUCCAUGAUACCUCCCCCAGCUUCUUCAGUUCGGAAGCCACGAUAUGUCAGACGGGAACGAUCGCUAGUGACAUCUGCAUCUGCUGCUAUGAUCUCUUCUUCCGAAACCAGGGUCAGCAAUGUUUAGCUUUCAUUCUUGACUGAGGACUUGAUAAGCGUACACAGUGUGCAAGAAGCUUUUUCUGAAUCCACUGAAGUGCCAGGAAAACAUCGCAAGCAGCUGACCUAAAUGGAAGCCAAAUUACUGUGUCGAAAGGGUUUAUGCCAAAUGUUAACAGAGAAAUGAAUUAAUGCAGAGACACUGAUGACAGGCUACAUCCAGUUCAGUGAACUGCUUUGGUGAUCUUGAAAUGCACUGUCCCAGCUCUGUGGUUUCAUUUGUCUCUCACAGAUGCUGUGUUUGAUGUCUUUAUAAAGAAUCUGCCUUUCUUUGUUACACUUUCAGUUUUGGCAAGUUCUUCUUCCUGUGUUGUGGUGUGUUCUGUGUCCCCAGAGCUGAAUGUCUCAGUGCUGCAGGCUGACAGAAAAUACUGGGAUUACUCAAGGAUGAGGACUUGUUCGAAGGACCCACUUGUACGUGCUGACACUAAGUGCCACUGCUAUAAUGUUCUAGGACGCUAUAACAACACUUCACAUGCAGUAUCCUUUUGAAGCAAAAAAUGAUGCCUCCUGAAGCAUCCUCUUCAGACUUUGACAUAGCUGACCCUGGUUUUUAACUGUGAAUAUAGACCCACUAUCCAGAUACUCCUGUUCUUGGUGCUUUUGAAGGCCAUGGUCAGUAUGGGUCCAAUCCCAAGUGUGGAACUUUGUUGGGAAGCUUUUCCAUCUGGUUUCAGUUCAGUCCUUGGAUAAAGAGCCAUUUGCUAUGGCUUUGUAACUGAUAGGCUGCUAUGUCUGUGCUGCAAAGACUGUCUCUGCUAGCUUCCUUCCCUUAACACAGCACUUGAAGGGAAACCCAAAUUGUGAGCAUUGAGAUGAACUGGCGAGGUCAGGUGAACUUCUGCCAAUGCAAUAAGGGGGUUCUUUGGUCAAGCCCUUCACUAACAUGCCUGACAUGUGCAGGCCAGCACCUUAAGACAGAGUUCAACAAGUAUUUCCUUGUUGGAAGUGCCAGCCUAAGUAACUCCCACUCUGAUGCUUGUUCUUGCCCAUCUUAUGCCAGCGAUGUGGCUCAGGAGUCACCUCAGCAGGAAAUUAAAGUAGUAUUUUUUGGUUAGGUUCUCUUUGACCAAUUUUUUCCUGGUGUGGUUGACUCUGCUGCCAUAAAAACACUCGUAUCAGUGCAAUGGGCACACUGGUAUGGGCAUAGGAGUGGGUGACAGGGGAAAUCAGUGAAAAACCUGAGCUUGCUAAAUUGGUCCAAGUGUCACUGUCACCAUAUGUGAAAUUCUAACUAUGCAGCUUGUGCAUUCCCACCUACCUGUGUUGCUGUUGCCUGUUUUGGUUUAGCUGGCACUCCCUUGUGGGGCUGUGCUCCCAAAAUAAAUUGCUUGGAAGCUCUUCAUCAGCAUCCACUGGCAUGAACAUAAAAUGGAACAGUCAGUUCUCUUUUUCAGGAAAAUGUGAACAGAACUGUCUUGAGCUGACAUGACAUCCAUAUGGAGAGUCCAAACCUUGUGAUCCAGGUUCCCUUUUCUCAGUGGAUAAAAGAUGAGAACUGGGAUGGGAGGAGAUAUAUUUAUCUUAUUGAAGAGACCUGGGUUUACGUAAGGUUCAGUGCAGUUGUAUUGACUUUUAUCUCUCUCCUUACAAGGUAAUGAGAUCUCUUGUAGCAUCCGAACAAGCUAGGGCAAAGAGUUGGGAUAAAGAACAAACCAUGAAGAGGCCUCUGUGCCAAAAACAAAGCCUGAAUUGCUGUAUGAAGAAACUUAAGAUUGUCUUUUACAAUGAUAAGUACGAUUUUUGUUCUACUUGACGAAACUGAAGGCAGCAGACAAUGCCAUUUUGAGGCCCUUUCAGUGUGAAAUGUGCUUUAUAGUUCCUAUCUUCCAAGUUCAGGAAGUGGCAGUUUUGUUUCUGUCUUUUUGAUGUCUUUUUAUCUUUGUGCUGCUGCCAUUUUCCACAGGUAGAAAUGAUGUCUGGAGGUCAUAGGUUUUUCCUGAACUUAGUUGCUGAAUAUUUCCCUAACCACUAAGGAAAAGGAGUAACUAUGCAAAUAAUGCCAAGAAACUGCACCUUUGAAAGCAGGGACUUUCUGCU